Messenger RNA from Alternaria burnsii, 1008 nucleotides. Its product is annotated as ring finger domain containing protein. Gene Ontology annotation, molecular function: zinc ion binding; ubiquitin protein ligase activity. The record is from RefSeq and is a predicted model, not a curated record. Lineage: Eukaryota; Fungi; Ascomycota; Dothideomycetes; Pleosporales; Pleosporaceae. The transcript has a single exon. The coding region runs from base 1 to 1008 and encodes 335 amino acids.
AUGCACUCCGACCUGGGCCUCCCGCCGACACGGGCGAGACGCAAGCGCAAGAGUACCGCAUAUGCCGACCAUGACGGCGACGACAAUGACGAUGCGUCCUUCGACUACCAGUCUACGCCGCGAAAAUCCAAAAAGAUCGAAAGCGCUCCUGAAGUGAUCGACCUUACCGGGGAUUCUCCAAAGAAAAUUCUCCCCAGGAAGAGAGGCAAGCGCGAUGCUGAUGCACCUACCGAAGAGAAGCGCGCGAGGGUCUUUCGCAAGAAGGCGCCACAAAGCUAUAUUGUUAUAAAGGAAAGAGCUCUAACCCAGCGUCUGACAGUCCUUUCGCGCGACCGCUGCGGAAGCGAUGAUGUGCCUGAGGAGAAGGUUAUUGUGGCAGGGUCAACGGGAAAUGUCUACACGGUCUCGAUCGGUCUCGUCCCAAGCUGUGACUGUCCACACGCGAAGAAGGGCAAUCAAUGCAAGCACAUUAUCUACGUCAUGCUACGUGUGUUGAAAGCACGGGAGGAGGUGGCAUACCAACUGGCCCUCAUCAGCGCUGAGCUGCGCGUAGUCAUCAAAAACGCGCCACCCAUUCCAGGUGUGGAGACCGACGGCAAGAACGGCACCGAACAAGAAGGCCAGGUCGGGAAUCGCAAGCCUAUCGAGGGCGAAUGCCCCAUUUGUUACGAUGAGCUCGGCGAGAACGAAGCCAUUGUAUACUGCAAGUCCAGCUGUGGAAACAACGUGCACAAGGCUUGCAUGCAGAAUUGGAUCGCCGUAUCAAAGGGCAAAGCGACCUGCCCAUACUGUCGCGCCAAAUGGGAGGCCGAUAUAGACUUCCAAGGCAAGCUGGGUGAUGUCGAUACCAUGAAUUUGGAGAGGAACGAGGACGGCUACGUCAACGUCGCAGGCCAACUCGGCCUCAGUGGCGAACGAGACUACUCAACCUAUAACCAAUACUGGGUGCGGCAACACCUGGGUCAAGGUAGGACAAGGGGCGGCUACGAUUUCGAGGACGACUACUAG